Molecule: messenger RNA, 1283 nt
Organism: Pelecanus crispus (Dalmatian pelican)
Lineage: Eukaryota; Metazoa; Chordata; Aves; Pelecaniformes; Pelecanidae
Source: RefSeq, a predicted model, not a curated record
GGAACAUCCCAGAUGGGGAGCAUCCAACACAGCCUUGGCUAGGUGGCUUCCACCAGCCUAUGAAGAUGGACUCAGCCAACCUCGAGGAUGGGAUCCCAGUGUCCAAUACAACGGAGUCCAGCUACCCUUGGUUCGUGAAGUGACAAAAAAAAUUAUUCAUGCAUCUAAUGAGGCUGUUACUGAAGACAACCUAUAUUCUGAUAUUAUUAUGGUGUGGGGACAAUACAUAGACCAUGACAUUGCAUUCACACCCCAGAGCACAAGCAGAACCACCUUCCUAACUGGAAUGGAGUGCCAGAUGACAUGUGAAAAACAAAAUCCAUGUUUUCCAAUAAAGGUGACCACCAAUGAUACAUUAACUGCAGGGAUGGAUUGCCUGCCCUUCUACCGCUCAUCUCCUGCGUGUGGCACUGGUGAUCAUGGCACUCUCUUUGGAAAUCUAUCAGCACUAAAUCCAAGACAACAGAUCAAUGGAUUAACUUCUUUUCUUGAUGCUUCUACCAUCUAUGGCAGUACCCCUGCUGUUGAAAACAAACUGAGGAAUUUCACAAGCAAAGAAGGCCUUCUUAGAGUAAAUGUUAAAUAUUAUGAUAACCAUCGGGAAUACCUGCCUUUUACAGACCAGAUCCCAUCACCUUGUGCACAGGACCCGAAUGCAAGUGAAGGUGAGAGGAUUGAAUGCUUUAUGGCUGGGGACAGCCGAUCCAGUGAGGUCACCUCUCUGGCAGCUAUGCACACGCUGUGGCUGAGAGAGCACAACCGCCUGGCCAGAGCCCUCAAAAACAUCAACAGCCACUGGACCGCUGAGACAGUCUACCAAGAAGCACGAAAAAUUGUCGGUGCUCUGCAUCAGAUUAUUACUUUAAGAGAUUACAUUCCCAAAAUCAUUGGUACAGAUGCUUUUAAUCUGUAUAUUGGCCUUUAUACAGGUUAUGAUCCCACAAUGAAUCCUACGGUUUCUAACGUAUUUUCAACAGCUGCUUUUCGUUUUGGUCAUGCAACAAUCCAACCAAUAGUAAGGCGAUUGAAUGCACAGUAUUUAGAUGAUCCAGAACUCCCAAAUCUUCAUUUGCAUGAAGUUUUCUUUAGUCCCUGGAGGCUCAUUAAAGAAGGAGGCUUGGAUCCUUUACUAAGGGGUCUUCUAGCACAUUCAGCAAAACUGCAGGUGCAAGAUCAACUACUGAAUGAGGAAUUAACAGAAAAACUGUUUGUGUUGUCCAAUAAUGGUUCACUUGAUUUAGCGUCGUUAAAUUUACAGCGUGGCCGUGAUCACGGACUCCCAG